AUGGCCGGAUCUGGCUUUAGCUCGCCCAGGCCUGUGUGCGGCGGGACGGCCCAGCCAGGUUGGCUCAUAUUCGCCGAGUUCUGCGUGCGGCGGUGGCAAGAUCAAAUUGGCAAUGCGACUCCACGGGGGAGGGCUGGAAGGCCCGGUGGUGGUGGCAAUGCCCAGGGAAGAGGAGGGCCAGCCACGAAGCCUAGACGCAAGAGAUUCAGGACUACCAAUGAUCUGCACACUGACCAGACUCGACAGGAGCAGGUCAUCCCUGAAGAUGUCGCUGAACAGGCUGAAUGUGCAGGCAGAGUCCAGCAAGACCUCGGUCUCAACAAGGAGCCUGCCAAUUUGAACAAGGCAGCCGGCGGCGACGAGGGCGGCGGCAGGGCUGCCGAUUGCUCGGGAAGGGGCGGUGAUAGUGCCGCCGACGGAUCAGCACAAGCGGCACACAAAAGGCUUCUGCACAAUCAAAUUGGCAAUGUGACCCCUUGGGGGAGGAGUGGAAGGCGUGGUGGUGGCGGUGGCACUGCCGAGGGAAGACGAAGGCCAGCUUCCAAGCCUGGAGGCAAGGGGUUCAGGGAUAUUGGUGUGCAGACUGACCAACUCCCCAAAGGCGCCGAUAGAUGUGCAGUGGGUGAAAAGCCCGAAAGUGAAGCCAUGAUAGCGCCAUUGCCUCAGAGGGUAUGCAUGACUUCAGAAAGCCCAGCUUCGAAGCCUAAACGAAAUGACAUCCCAGGAGCUAUUACUGAAGGUGUUCAGACCAUGACGAUAUCGCCGGUGCCAAAGAGGGUAGUAUGUGACCCCCCAGAAUAUAUAACUGGUAGGAAGUUAAGUAAAUGUAGCCCUGGCAAGGUCUAUGUUGGCAGACGAAUAAAUAUGCCUGGUGGAGCAUACGACGGUCGAAAUGCACACGAGGUUGCACUUAAAUUUGAGCAGCGGAAAAGCAGAGCAGGUUGCUAUGACACCCCAUUAGAGUGGAAAGUAUAUCAGACUCUCAACGGCUGUUAUGGCAUACCAUCGGUACACUACAUGGGUCGUCAAGGAGACUACCACACUCUUAUAAUGGAUAUGCUUGGUCCUAACCUCUGGGAUGUUCGGGAUUCACUGGAACAGAAGAGGUAUACCAUCCAUCUUUUCACGCUCUCUGGUUGUUCUCCUUACUACUUGCUGAAACCUGGAUCUGCUCAAGAAAAUAAGCUUUUUCUCAUAAAUUUUGGCUUAGCAUCCAACUGGAAAAGAGGAUCAUUCAGCAAGCAUGUUCAGUAUGACCAGAGGCCAGACAUAUUUAGGGGAACAAUUAGAUAUGCCAGCGUCCAUGCCCAUUUAGGCCGUACAGCUAGUAGGAGGGAUGAUCUGGAGUCACUAGCAUACACCCUUUUGUUUUUGUUAAGAGGAAGCUUGCCAUGGCAAGACUGUCAGGGAGAUAACAAGAGCUUUCUUGUUUGUAAGAAGAAAAUGGAGACUUCUCCAGAGGUGCUGUGUAGAUCCUAUCCAACUCCAUUCAAACAUUUUCUUGAGAUGGUUACUACUAUGAAAUUUGAUGAAGAGCCAAAGUACCAAAAACUUAUUUCUCUCUUUGAUGAUUUGAUCGAGAGACCUGCUUCAAGACCCAUCAGAAUCGAUGGAGCUCUAGAGGUUGGACAUAAACGUGGAAGAAUUGUCGGAACUCCUGAACAAGAUGAAAAACCUAUGAAAAAAGUUCGGUUGGGGAGCCCAGCAACUGAAUGGAUAUCUGUUUAUAAUGCUAAGCCACCCAUGAAGCAGCGUAAUGAACUAAUGACGACUUUCAUUGUACCUGAUAUCCUGGUGAAAGCAGCUAUCCGAAACAAUAUGAUUAUGCUUUUCAGAUAUCAGUACAUGUGGAUUAGUAAAAAGUGGAAAGAAGGUUUUCAUGUAACAUCUAUGGGCACUGCUGGGAGUCGUUGGGGUGUUGUCAUGUCGAGGAAUGCAGGAUACUCCUACCAGGUUGUUGAGUUAGAUUUCCUGUAUCCAAGUAAAGGACUCCAUCGGCAGUAUGACGCCGGUUACAGAAUAACCUCAUGUGCAGCAACGCCUGACCAGGCCGCUUUUAUCAUGAGCAGGGCCAAGAAGCCCAAGAAGAAACCGAUGGACGAAACACUUCUAACUUCUGCUUUCCCUUGCAAGGCUAUAAAGAUGUCAAAUAUUCAAAAGAGCCCCACAAGACCAAAAAUACUAAAAUACAAGAACAUAAUCGGUCAGAAAAAAGAUUACAUGACUCAGUCACAUAACCAGCCAAACCGGUUGAAUAAGCCCCGUGCUAGUGUCUCAAACGGCUGCACCCAAAAGUCAUAUGCCCGGGAGCGCGUCCACACACUAAAGUAA
Messenger RNA from Triticum urartu, 2331 nucleotides. NCBI's taxonomy places the organism in Eukaryota, Viridiplantae, Streptophyta, Magnoliopsida, Poales, Poaceae. The record is from RefSeq and is a predicted model, not a curated record.